Molecule: messenger RNA, 4099 nt
Organism: Nematolebias whitei (Rio pearlfish)
Lineage: Eukaryota; Metazoa; Chordata; Actinopteri; Cyprinodontiformes; Rivulidae
Gene: arhgap29a
Product: Rho GTPase activating protein 29a
Exons: 22
Coding region: 1-3990 (1329 amino acids)
Biological process (GO): signal transduction; activation of GTPase activity
Cellular component (GO): cytoplasm
Molecular function (GO): GTPase activator activity
Source: RefSeq, a predicted model, not a curated record
AUGCUGGCGGCGAUGCUGCGCCAGAGUUCUGGUGGAGGAUCGGGUGGCGGUGGUGUCAGUGCAACUAAACCCUCUCUGGGCUCUCGGCUCUCCAGCUCCAGCUUGGGUUCGGGAGGAUCUGCCAGGGUCAGCAAGAGCGGUUCCGUCAGCCCGGACAGCACCGACGCCCCCACAGCCGACCCACACUACAUCAUGCAGCUGGUCAGCGACGUGCGCAGGUUUGCCGAUGUGCUCCUGCAGCUCAAAGAGGUGUUCAACUCUAAAGAGCACCAGGACUGCCUCCAUCAGGCGGUUCACGAGCGACUCGGUGAGCUGCUGCGAGUCCUGAAGGCCAUCAUCAAGAAACACCAGAGCCUGAACUCCGUGGACAUCCUCAGCACGGCCGGAACCGUCAUCUCCACGGUCAAAGGAGUGAACUUCAACGAGGUGAAUGAAGAGAACAAACAGAAGCUUUUGGGUGAAAUCUACACGGCUAUCGACACUUUGGCGUUCACCUUUGGCAAUGUAGUGUCUGACUUCCUUAUGGGAGAUGUAGAGAACGGAUCAGUGUUGGGGCUCCCCCUAACUAAGAGAAGCAAGUCUUUUGAGAACCUCUCUGUGGAAUCCGGAGGAUCCGGUCCUGAGAAAGAUGAUCCUCCAGGGCCGUCUCCACCGAUCCGGGCUGAAGAUGUAGACAGGACGCUGCAGCGGCAGGACAGCGGCGUGGAGUCGGUGCUGCUCUACGCCAAGGCGUGGUCCAAGUACACCAAGGAGCUGCUGGCGUGGGUGGAGAAGCGGCUCAGUGUGGAUAUCGAGUGUGCAAAGAGUUACGCCAAGAUGGCCGACACUGCCAAGGUGCUGGCAAACCAGCAGGAGUUCAUGCCGUUCCGUGAGAUUUAUACGACGGCGUUCAAGCACGACGUGGAGUACAGUCAGCUGGUGCUUCAGACCGCAGUGAUCCUGCAGAGCAACAAGUUUGUGCAGCCUCUCCUAGCCAGAAAGAACGAGCUGGACAAACUCCGCAAAGAGGUCAAGGAGCAGUGGCAGAGAGAGCAGAAGAAAAUGCAAGAGGCCGACAGCGCUCUGAGGAAGGCCCGGCUGCUGCAGGCCCAGCGGCAAGAGGAGUACGAGAAGGCCAAGGUGACCACCAGCCGUCUGGAGGAGGAGCAGAGCGCGGGAGGAGCGGGGCCGGCGGUGGCCAAGCAGCUGGAGAAGAGGCGCAGGCUGGAGGAGGAGGCCCUGCAGAAGGCGGAGGAGGCUAGGGAGCACUGCAAGGCCUGUCAGGUGGACGUUGGCGUGAAGAAGGUGGACCUGGCCAACACCAAGAGCGAGAUAAUCACUCAGAUCAGAGAGAUGGUCUCCCAGUGCGACCUCACACUCAAAGCUGUGACCGUCAACUGGUUCCAGCUCCAGCAGGCCCAGGUCGUAUCUCUACCCGUCAACCACCAGAGCCUGUGUGAGAGCGCCAAGCUGUACGAGCCGGGCCAGAGGUACAUCGAGUUCGUCAGGAGUCUCCCGACAGACGGCCCUCGCCUGGAGCUUCACUCCGAUUCGCCCGCGACGCAGAACUCAUGGCGACCUUUAACCAAGCGCUCCCUGAGUGGCAGCCACUCGUCCCACAGCAACCUGUCACAGGCGUCCGUGACCUCUGACCUCCUGGGUGGAGAGGACGUGGACGGUCAGAGCAACGGGCAGCACGCCAAGAUCGCAGAGCGGCGCUCCAACGGCAGCUCCGACGUCCAAGCACUUCGGAUUCAGGUCCCGUUCCGCUCCUGGGCCUCGGCCAAUCAGAGCGGAGGGAUGUGCAGCGACUCGGAAAGUGCCGGAGGGAGCAGCGAGUCGCGCUCUAUGGACUCACCUACUGCAAGUCCAGGUGACUUCAAGAGGAGAUUACCCAGAACCCCCUCCACGGGCACCAUGUCGUCUGCUGAUGACCUGGAUGACAGAGAGCCCCUCUCUCCCUUGGAUAACGGUUUGAGCGAUCUUGUAAUGGAACCCGCCAGCUCCCCGGGACCUUUCAGGAACGCCCAGAUGUCCAAGGCGGCGCAAACCCACAAGCUGAGGAAGCUCCGAGCUCCGUCCAAGUGCAGAGAGUGCGACAGCCUGGUGGUGUUUCACGGAGCAGAGUGCGAGGAGUGUUCGCUGGCCUGCCAUAAGAAGUGUCUGGAAACCCUCGCCAUCCAGUGCGGCCACAAGAAGCUCCAGGGGAAGCUCCACCUGUUCGGCAUCGACUUCACGCAGGCGGCUAAAAACAGCCCCGACAGCGUCCCCUUCAUCGUACGCAAAUGCACAUCUGAAAUCGAGAACCGAGCGCUGGGCAUGAAGGGCAUCUACCGGGUGAACGGGGCCAAGUCUCGGGUGGAGAAGUUGUGCCAGGCGUUUGAGAACGGCAAGCACCUGGUGGAGCUCUCUGACCUUUACCCUCACGACAUCAGCAACGUCCUGAAGCUCUACCUGAGACAGCUUCCAGAGCCUCUCAUCCUCUUCCGUCACUACAACGACGUCAUCGGUUUGGCAAAGGAAAGUCAGAGCAUCAUCGUGGAGGAACUAGAGGCGCUGCGCCUCAGUCCCAGCGCCGUGAAAACGGACCAGGUCAGCGUGGAGCUCAACCGGGUCCUCUUCAAAAUCAAAGAUCUGCUGCGGCAGCUGCCUCCGGCCAAUUAUAAAACGCUGCAGUUCCUCAUAGAGCAUCUGCGCAGGGUGACGGAGCGUUCUGAGGAAAACAAGAUGACAGCCAGCAACCUGGGCAUCAUCUUCGGUCCAACUCUGAUCAAACCGAGGCAGGCGGACGCCGACGUUUCCCUUUCCUCCCUGGUGGAUUACCCCUACCAGGCGCUCACUGUGGAGCUUCUGAUCCGACACUACCAAAUGCUCUUUGACACCCCCCUCGGUCCUCUGAGCGGGACCUCGCCUUCAGACGUGGACACCCAUCCCCGCCUCACCCGGCAGGAGAAGGAGCAGCAGCUGAGCAGGCACUCCAAGUCUCUGGGGGACAUCAAGGAGCAGAGCUCUAAGGUGUUUAAGAGACAUUCCUCCAUAAUUCCUUCUUCACACCUGCUGGAUGAGGUUCAGGAGACCCUGCCGAGCGUCGAUGACUUUGAACCAGCUGAAGAAAUGGACUCUGAGACGUUAAAUGGGGUCAACGCGUCAAGUGGCGCUGAGGUCCCAAAGCCCGGCGAGAAAGGCUCGUGCCACUCCCAGCACGUCACGGUUACCAGGGUCCAGCUUCGACACCCACGCAGCAGAUUCUACUCCCGGCCCAUGAGCAUGCCGGCCGAGCGGGUCUUCAAACGGAGACAAGCAGACGAGAACAACAGCUCCGGCCAGGAUGAGGGCAACGACGGCGGCUGUGACCAGUCCAUCGACGAAGUGGACGAGGCGGAGACCGCGUGCGUCGGUACAAAUUACCGCAGUACGUUUAUCGACACGCAGACGCUACGAAGAACGUGGGACAAGCAGUACAAGUUUGAUGCCAAAGCUCCCAGACUGGGGUCUAGUUCUCCCUCAGAGGGCUCAGCGAUGGACUCCGGCAGCUUAUCGGCUUCGAUGCCGUCUGUUUUGUCCCUCGGAACAACGGGCAGCGCGAUCAGCACCAUCUACCCCAACAGACCGUACACGGUUGCGGUGCGGCCCAGCAGAACUUUAAAAAGGGACGACGGGGCGUCCAAGAACAACACGGUGGCAACAGUUUUCAGAGCUCCGAGGACUCUUCUGCCUCCUCCAGGAACUUUCUACAAGCCCCCGACGGGGAGCAAAGCUAAACCGCUACAGGACUGCUCGUUCGCUAACAGCGCCGAGGAGGAUGAGGAGGAGGACGAAGACGAGCUGGGGAUUGAGAUAGAGGUGUCAGUGGACGAACCCCUUGAGGAGGACAGUACUGUUGAGCAGGUAGACAUGUCUUCAAGCUCUAGCCCUGAGGAACUGGGUCAAAACCAGGCCAAACCAGUGUACCAGAGACUACGGGCCCGGCGCCUUCAGGAGGUGGAACGCAGAGAAGCUCAUUUCGUUUGAUCUGAGCCGAACUCUAGAGCAGAAGCAUCUUCGGGCGAUGUCCUAUUGGAGGUUUACCGGACGUGUUCUUUGGUCGUCGAAAGACAAACACGAUGCACUUAAAUACCGC